AUGGAUUUCUGGAGAGCAACUUCACUUGUCCAGGUUGAGGUUCAUGAAGGACGUGGCGUCGCUCUCUUGAAAAUCAACCGGCCAGAAAAGAGGAACUCUUUAUCCCAAAAGCUCAUCGACACUUUAAUCGCCGCUAUUGACCUGGUGGAAAAAGAUGAUACGGUCAAGGUCGUUGUCUUGACUGGGAGCAGAGCCGCGGGCCCAUUUUCAGCCGGAGCUGAUCUGAGCGAGAUGCUGCACCUCACCACCGCCGAAGCACACAAGAUCCAAUACCUCAAGGACCUAAACGAAGCAGUGACUUCAAUGCGCAAGCCCAUCAUCGCCGCCGUCGCCGGCUUUGCCCUCGGCGGCGGCUUCGAGCUAGCCAUGAUGUGCGACACUAUCUACGCUGCAGAGGAUGCCAAGUUCGGUCUACCCGAGUUAACAGUCGGCACGAUUCCCGGAGCGGGCGGAACUCAGCGUCUUACACGGAUCCUAGGGAAGCAAAAGGCUAUGGAUAUGAUCCUCACUUCUGCUACUGUUACCGGGAAAGAGUUAUACGGAUUUGGAUUGGUAGCACAAGUGUUCACUGCUGAUGAGCUGGUGCCUGCGACACUGGCUGCGGCUUAUAAGAUUGCGUCGCGCUCGGCACCUGUCGUGAAACUUGCAAAGCAGGCAAUAUUGAAUGGUAUGUGUUUCUUUCGCUUCGCCGUCUCGGGGUCUUCAUUGCUGACUUUCAAAGCCGAGGAAACACACCUUGAAGCUGGUCUCAUGCUUGAACGCAGUCUGUACUAUAGUUCGUUUGCCUUGGAAGAUAAAACGGAGGGAAUGGCUGCUUUUGUGGAAAAGAGACAACCUGUAUUCAAGGACAAGUAG
Messenger RNA from Lachnellula hyalina, 855 nucleotides. RefSeq names its product putative enoyl-CoA hydratase, mitochondrial (gene ech-6). Lineage: Eukaryota; Fungi; Ascomycota; Leotiomycetes; Helotiales; Lachnaceae. Gene Ontology annotation, biological process: fatty acid beta-oxidation. The record is from RefSeq and is a predicted model, not a curated record. The coding region runs from base 1 to 855 and encodes 284 amino acids. Gene Ontology annotation, molecular function: enoyl-CoA hydratase activity. Gene Ontology annotation, cellular component: mitochondrion. The transcript has 2 exons.